Messenger RNA from Vitis vinifera (wine grape), 2655 nucleotides. RefSeq lists its product as uncharacterized. The transcript has 2 exons. The coding region runs from base 193 to 1020 and encodes 275 amino acids. The record is from RefSeq and is a predicted model, not a curated record. NCBI's taxonomy places the organism in Eukaryota, Viridiplantae, Streptophyta, Magnoliopsida, Vitales, Vitaceae.
GUGAGAAGCGGAGGUUGUGAACAAACAAAGAGCUAGUGUUAGACUGCUAGUGAAGCAGCCAUGCCAUACUCUCUGGAUUGGUCACAUCAACACUGUUACAGCAUUCUCUUGUAGAUCCAAUCCAGAUCAAUCCAGGUUUUCCCGGAAAAUUCGACUUUCACUUUGCCGGAGAAUUUUAAGCUGUCAUUUUCCAUGGCAAAUGCCUGGAAAAGAGACAGACCGCCGAGACUCCUCUCUCCCAGAAUCCUUCUCCUGCUCUUCUCCUCUUCUCUCCUCCUCCUCAUCUUCCUCUUCCUCUCCUCUCGCACCCCUAGUCCUAUCCCUGUCUCCGCUUUCAAGACCCUAAUCCCCUCGCGCACGAUCCAACCCUUUGAUUGCUUCAAAUGUCCACAGUCCCACCCUGUCAUUGCCAACAUCGUCGAAGGCGUCAAAUACCCAUUUCUUUACUCCCUCUCCGAUUUUGGGACCCUGCCCGACAAGCCCCACAAGAACAUUGUUCGGAUCCUGAAAGGCAAGCCCUUUCGGAAACCCGAUAUAUCGCUGACGGUUCAGGAGAUUUUGGAGAAGAUGAAAGAUCAGGGUAAAAAUGGGUUUGUUGUUGAUGUUGGCGCCAAUGUGGGUAUGGCCACUUUUGCCGCAGCUGUGAUGGGGUUUCGUGUUUUGGCGUUCGAACCGGUAUUUGAGAAUCUGCAGAGGAUUUGCGAUGGCAUUUUCUUUAAUCGCGUUGGGGAGUCGGUUACUGUGUUUGAAGCUGCUGCUUCGGAUCGACUAGGAAAUAUUACAUUUCAUAAGGCAUUUUUGAGGCAUGCUCUGGGGCAAGGUGUUUUGAAAACGCUCGAAGGCAUUGGAAAAAUGCGAAGAACACAAAAGGUGCAUGCCUUUUGGUCUAAGGCGUGCCCUACAUACACCUUUGACGCCUGCCUUAGUGAAGCGGAAGCCUUUUUGUUUGCUGAGGGGAAAAUAAAAAAAAUUGAAGGAAAAACCCCAUUAAACCGCAAAAACCCAUUGAAGAGCAAAUAGAAAACGAUUUUGAGAGAGAAACCUAACCCUAGCACUCUCUACCUUUAGCGACUUGAAUGUCAACCUCUUGUCCGGCAACAACCUCACGGUGACUGAACUGUUGCUUCAUUCGCACUCCAAGUCUUUGACAACAUCAUUUUGAGGGAGUGCUGCUCUGUACCUUCAGCAAUGAUGACGCGUGAAUAUUGGCUGCUGCUUCAUCCCGACAGUUUGGUCUUCUCUCUCAGUCCCUCACUCCCUUCUCGGUCUCACUUUUCCACAUCUCCUCCUCUCUCUUCUCUCUUUUUAUUCUUAGUUUUGAUUUCACAACCCACUGUUCUGGUUUUUUAUUUUUUUAUAUGCUCUUCUCUAUUCUCUCACUUUUUAUUCUCAGUUUUGCACUUUGAUUUCACCGACCCACCCACUGACAACUGUUCACUCAAUUUUUACAGCGUUCAAGUGAUCACUGUUCUGAUUUUCUCACCCUUCUCUCAGCACUUCCACGCUCAUAGUAUUUUUUUUUUUUAAGUUAUUCAUGUUAUAUUUUUUUCUUAAAAAAAUUCACCUAACAGUGAACAGUGAUUUUUGAAAAAAAGAAAUUACCUUCUUCAAUUUUUGAAAAUAUUUUAUUUGUAUUUUUCUCUUUUGCUUUUUUAAAUCACAAAUUGCAAAAUUAAAUUUCAAGUCAUUUAUGUCUUAUUAUUUUUUUAAGUCAAUUAUAUUAUUAUAUAUAAAAAUCUAAUGAAUUUUUUUUUUCAUGUUUUUCCAUUUAUACUAUUUUAUUUUUAUUUUUACAUAUUUUGAAAUAUUUAUUAAUUAUAAAAUGAGGGUUUCAAAAGGCUUAUGCAUCAACACUUCAAGGCUUACACCGCACCUUACGCUUUCGCCAUUAAAGUUUGAUCCAACAAUUAGUAUUAGAGGUAAGGGUCAUGGAUUCUAAUCACAGGAGCAUAUGUUGGGGAAGGGAUUGUUGAAGUGCAACAAUGCCGCACUUAAGUUUAGGGAUGGGUUACCCAAAUGAUGAGUCUUAGAACUAUCCCGUGAGGUGUGAUGUUAAAUGUUAUGAAAGGUUUCAUCUAACUUUACUGGACAUCAAUUGGUUUUUAGAUAAGAUUGUUGAUGUCCAAUCCAAUAGUUAUAUCAUGGGAAUAAAAGGAAAAUGCAUUGGUUACAAGUUUAUCAUGAAAAAUAUCAACCUAUGUAUGACUAGUGUUACCCAAUCUUUUUUUUUUUUUUUUUUUGAUAGGAGACUAGUGUUAAUCAUGUUUGCUUAAUUGGUCCAGUAACCCCUUUAGUGUAACAAACAAUAUUAGUGAAUUAGCUGUUUUAGAAGGGAAAAAGUGUGGUUAGCUCAUAAGGUAGGAGACUUGUUCUGUUAUUAAUCAUGUCACAGGCUAUGAUCUGGACUUGGAAACAAUCAUGGAGAAUAAUGUUUCUGAGAAGCUGAAACAAUCAAAUAUAUGUAGAUCAUAGAAUACUUUUAUGUGAUUAUACUUUGUAUAUUCGAGUUUAUUCCUUAGGAAUAUUUUAUUUCAGUUUUAUCUUAUAAUGACACCAUAACUUGGGCCUGUGGUUUUCAUAAAAACACUGUAACAAUUAAGCCUUUUGAUGCUACCCUUCAUUGUUUUAUGUGUUGCUUAUGCAUCCUUUCUUAUU